Molecule: messenger RNA, 2546 nt
Organism: Cottoperca gobio
Lineage: Eukaryota; Metazoa; Chordata; Actinopteri; Perciformes; Bovichtidae
Gene: raly
Product: RALY heterogeneous nuclear ribonucleoprotein
Exons: 10
Coding region: 159-1157 (332 amino acids)
Cellular component (GO): nucleus
Molecular function (GO): RNA binding
Source: RefSeq, a predicted model, not a curated record
CCCGGUUACCGAGCGCACACUGAGUCCGCCGCCUGCACGCGCUGCUCCUCUCGCUUCAGCCUCUUUGAGCGUUUUUGCCUCCUUCGUUGAAGCCCCAUCGCUCAGCCUCUUUACCUCCCAAUCCAUCCAUUUGUCAGUCGCUUCCUUCGCCCAUCACCAUGUCGCUGAAAGUCCAGACCAGUAAUGUGACCAACAAGACCGAUCCAAAGUCCAUCAACUCCCGGGUGUUUAUCGGCAACCUAAACACAGCGGUGUUGAAGAAGUCGGACGUCGAGAGCAUCUUCUCUAAGUAUGGCCGGGUGCUGGGCUGCUCUGUGCACAAGGGCUACGCCUUCAUCCAGUACGCCAGCGAGAGACACGCCAGGGGAGCCGUGAUCGGGGAGAACGGCCGGGUGCUGGCGGGACAGACGCUGGAUAUCAACAUGGCUGGAGAACCGAAGCCAAGCAGACCCAAAAGCCUGAAGCGAUCAGCAGCUUCUCUCUACAGUGGCUAUGAGUUGGACUACGAUCAGUACAGAGAAGACUUCUAUGACAGCCCGAGCGACGGACGAUCCCAAGCACGGGUUUCCUGUGUCGAUGCGAUCUCCAGCCGGCUCCAGCUGAUUCAAAGGUUGUUUGAGUACCAUGGCCGGGUGUCUCCGGUCCCUCGGGUGGUGCCCGUCAAGCGGCCACGAGUAGCGGUGCCUCUGGUACGACGGGUCAAAUCUUUGCCGGUCAAACUGCUGCCGCGUAACUCCUCCGUCCUCCCAACAAGUAACGGCAACAAACAGAAAUCAGUGAAAGGUGCAGAACUUCAGGCGAUCAAGUCAGAGUUGACUCAAAUUAAAGCCAACAUCGAAGCUUUGCUGGGCAGACUGGAGCAGAUCACAGAAGACACACACAUCACCGCCACAGAACUGAGGAAGGCAGAGGAGUGUAAGAGUGAGGAGGCGUGGCAGGAAGAGGAGGAGGAGUCGAGCUCAGAGCUGGAGGACGACGAGGAGCAUAGACAGAACAGCGAAGCUGAAGAGGAGGAGGAGGAGGAGGAGGAGGAGAACGAGGAGGGAGAGCACACGCAAAACGACACCCAUGACCACAUGCCGGUAUUAACACCUGUGUGUGCGUGUGCAUCUAAACAUGAGCAUCGUGAGGACCUCUGUCAGUUUACUGCCUUGUGAGGACCUUCAGACGUCACAGUGAAAAAAAGGAGAUCUGUCGCCUAUCAUCAGCGAUGGACUCCAUUCACCCAUGAGAGGUACGGUGGACUGUGGAGGAAGAGACAGACAGACAGACAGAGAACUGGAUAACAGCACAGGAGGCCAACAAACAGCAGGGAGCCGGACACACACACUCACACACACAACCGUAAACAUACAGUAGAGAGACAGACUUGACACUCUGUCAGAGCCACAGGAAAAUACUAAAACAGCGGGGUACUGCCAGAACACAUCAUAAACUGAUGAGUUACACACAGUAACACACACAUAGAAGAAAAAACACAUAGUGAUGGAGACAGACUCAACACUGUGUCAGAGCCACAGGGAGAUAGUAAAACAGCAGGCUGCUGUCAAAGGGUUACACACACACACACACACACACACACACACACAGACACACACACAAAGAAGAGCUCAGCAGUUGACAGCAGCCACGUUUGGGGAAAGCUGGAGCUCAUCAGAACGUCUGCUGAGUUACAGGACUUUAAACAACACGACUGAGCGGCUGACAUACUGAGGCAGAGCGGCUUGUUGUUGGAAACCUUGUUGGUGCAAAUUAAAAGACGUCACAUGACGAUGACGACGCACAUUAAAUCCAUCUUUCAUGGGAAGCAGUUAAUACAUCAUUUCUGAAUUAUUUCUCUAAUCCUUUCCCAGAAAUUGCCUGGAAAGAAUUGACGUAAUUCGGUAGUAACUGCAGGGAAACUAGAAACAUUGUUCAACUGCUGCACUUCCAAUUAACCCCUUAGAGUCCCACAACCCAGAGAGAGUUUCAGUCUCUGCACAGCAGCUCAUAUAAACAUGCAAGAAGAAGAAAUGUGUCGACAGGAAAUCAUAUAAUCCAAUAGUUUCCAUUUAUGAAUAAAUAUUUACUUUGGUUUGAAUAAUUUUUUCCUUUAACGCAUUACAGAAAUGUGUUAAAGGCGCCAAAAAUCCCAGUUAUCAGACAAAAGACUUCAUAUAUUUGCUUCUGCUGCUCCAACUACUGUGAAAUAUAAAUAUAUAAAGUGACAUCUGUGAUCGUCAACAGGUUAUUGACAUUUUUAUUGAUUUUUAAAUACAAUCUGCACCACAUGAGUCUCCCACUGAAGGUUUAUACGUCUAUGACAAUAUUGAAUUAUGCUAUAUAAUAAUAAUAAUUACAGAACUUCUUAUAAAAAGGGUUGGAAAUAGGUGAUGUGUUAAUAUCAUCAGAUAUAAGUCACUGUAUCAAGUUAAAUGCUACGUUUUUCAAACUAUUUUCAUACGUUUGGGAUAAAGAAACGUGGUGACAUAAACAGGUUAUUAUUAUUAAUUAAGAACACAUGUUCAUCAUCUUUAAAGUAUUAUUUAUAGUUUAUAAUGAGUUAU